ACUGAAGUCUAGUACAGCUGUAGUAGUGAACUGAGUUUGACUUCAGUCUUCAGAGUUCAUUCAGGCUCCGUCAGCCAGCUUGCUUCCGCAACUCUGGUGCCCGCGUGCUCUUCCAUCGCAGCUAGCUCUGUUUGGAAUGCCUUCUUAGCGUUGUUCGGAGCGUGGCGAAGGUGUCUUCCAGCACUGCCUUCCCGUCAUUUCUCGACCUAAGAACCUGCAUGGAUUUCGAGUAUUCGCCAUGAAGCCUGAGCCGAAGAAAUCAGUACCAUCGUCUUCUGACUGUGUAAGCAUGCCACGCGAAGAGGAAGAGGAGCAGGAGGAUGCCAAUGAUUACUGCAAGGGUGGAUACCACGCAGUUCGAAUUGGUGACUUGUAUAACGACAGAUACAUCAUUAUUCGCAAGCUUGGCUGGGGUCAUUUCUCGACAGUUUGGUUGGCUUGGGAUGUCAAGUGUAAGCGUCAUGUAGCACUGAAGGUAGUAAAGAGCUCCAGGCACUACACUGAGACGGCCCUUGAUGAGAUCAAACUGUUAGAAAAGGUGUCGAAGUGUGAGUCUGGCAAUGAAGGAAAGAACUAUGUGCUGCAGAUAUAUGAUCACUUCAACAUCCCUGGCCCCAAUGGCCUUCAUGUCUGCAUGGUGUUUGAAGUUCUUGGGCAUAAUCUACUCAAGUUGAUUGUGCGUAACAAUUAUGAAGGUAUCAAUCUGGUGUGUGUCAAGCGCAUCAUCAAGCAGGUUCUGCUGGGUUUGGACUGUCUGCAUCGCCAGUGCCAGAUCAUCCACACUGACAUCAAGCCGGAAAAUGUUCUUGUCUGCGUCAACGAUGAGCAUGUGCGACGACUAGCUGCCUUGCCAACGGAUAGCUGUGGUGCUGUGAGUACCGUUACUUAUUUGGACAUGAAGCGAACAGCGCUGAAGAAACGGCACCCGAAGGUCCCUCCGCCGCAAUCGCCGAAGAAGCAGCCGCAGUCUGUUAUGGACACGAGAGACACGGCUGCACCGGGCUGUGCGAUUCACCUGGUGCGGUUAGCACCAACGUCUGAUCAGCUACGCCAGGUCGUGUGCCAGAACAUUGCUGAACAGCGGCGCCUGCAUCAUCGCCUCUCAACGGGACAGCUGACAAAAGCAGAGGUAUCCGAUGUCUCUGACGAGCUGGUGCGCUUGCAACUGCAGCAGACUGACCUGGAAACACGCCUGCAGGGCAUGGGCUCGCCGAGUGGCAAGGCGUUGUCGGUGUCGGAAGAAAUCAGCGAGGCAGUGACCAUCGCUGCUGACAGCGCUGCGCAUUGUGGUGUUGCGGCUCAAACCUCGCCGUCUGAUCCCAGCAGAUCAUCUGCGAGUGUUGCGUCCCCCCGCAAUGGCAGUGCGUCGGCGGCAGUGACACGGCAAAGGGAAGCAUUGCCAGUUCUUGCCGCUGUUGCCACUCCAGUCUCGUCGUCUGAACACACUAGCCGUCUAAUGAGUGUGGGAGAGUGCUCCUCUCAAGUCUCCUCCACGUCUAGUUAUGGUUGCACUAUGGAUAUGUGCAGCGAUUCUGUCGAUGACAGCUUUCAUUCGACUGUGGAGAGUCUUCCAGCGGAUAAUGAGGAUUUGUGUGCGUCACCCUUUCUACUGUCGAACAAUUGUCCGAUCGGUUCGAGCGGCAGCUGUAGCAGUGGAUAUAGCUCUAGCCUGUCACAUGCCAAUGAUAUUGCAUCUCCGUUUGGUGUGAGGGUGACUGCCUCAACUGGCGAUGCCUCCUCGCCGCCGCUAGGAAAGGCCAAUGGCACUGACGGUAACAAUAGAAGCAGCAGCGCAACACCAAAACCCAGCUCCGCUGCAAUGGAGUCGUACCUUGACAACUUUGAUAACCUAACGGUGAAGAUUGCGGAUUUGGGGAAUGCGUGCUGGGUGCAUGAGCACUUCAGCGAUGGCAUUCAGACGAGACAGUACCGAUGUCCCGAGGUCUUGCUCGGCACUGGCUAUGGCACAACCGCAGACGUGUGGAGUGUGGCUUGCAUGACGUUUGAACUGGCCACUGGCGACUACCUGUUUGAGCCGCAUUCCAGCGAGACUUACAGCCGCGAUGAAGAUCACAUUGCGAAUAUCAUUGAACUUCUCGGCGAUCCGGCCAAGAGGCAUCUAGCGGAGAUGUCCAAGACCGGCCAGUACGCUGCUGACAUCUUUGACGGCUCAGGUCAUCUUCGACACAUCCGCGAAGCAGACCUCCGGUACUGGCCAAUUGAUGACGUACUUGUGAGAAAAUAUAGCUGGAACGCGUCCGAUGCGCGGAAGAUGAAGGACUUCCUCAUGCCUAUGCUGGAUGUGCGGCCAGAGCACCGUGUGUCAGCUGCUGAAGCUGCGCGCCACGAAUGGCUCAACGUGUAAACAGCACCUUGCUGUUGCUGCUGCUGCUGCUGCUGCUGAAAUGACUGGUCAGGGUUGCCUCCGCAGACUUUCCUCCCAGCACACCCUGAUACGUCCGUCCUCCUAGGACCUAGCUCAGCCCUAGCGUGUCUCUGUGCUACGCAUGCAGAGUGGUCCACCUUCACGCAGCGUCACACACCCUUUCUCUCCAGUUUGUCCCUACAAACACGUUUUUCUUCCAGGGUGCGACACGUUUUACGGUAGAAGUAUUAGUAGUAGCAUUGUUAAUAGUACCGGCAAUAGAACUACUGAUAGCGGUAGUUUCAGCGCUGCCAUUCGAAUCAGUAGCUCGAGAUGAUGGACAACAGCAAUGUUUCCAAUGUGAUGUGUAGUGGGACACAGUGGAUAGAGCAUACCUGCUGGUUACAAGUUGGAUUUCCUUCUUCUUCCUUUUUUAAGUACUGGUGCAUCAGAAUCGUGGCUUCCCUGGUGCCUUUUUCACUAUUCCGAAUAGAAUGCAUGGGGCGUGGGCAGAGUAGUGCGGUGGUUACCCCGUGCCUCGUCACUUGUAUGUGCUGAUGGCGAUGAUGUCAAUGAUGCCGUGCUUCGUCCACUUCCUCUCUUGACUUGGCCGUGUCAGAUAUAUCUUCACGCUAGUGAACUGUUCAUGUGUUUGUCGUACUCGCAGACCUAUUUUUAAUCCCCAGUCUUAAAAACUUAUUCCACCCGUGUUCUAUUUCAACAUUCCUGAGGGAAAUGCCCUGCAUUUGUUGCAAGAGGAUCUGUGAACCAUCGUGGCUAUUUUUUUUAAUGAACUUGGCUAAGAAAAGAGCAAUGAGCAGAUUUCGAGUUUAUUUUAUCCCCACUUGUGCACGUUUUUUUAAUGAAAUUCCUUUUCUUUCCGUUGAUAACCCUUGUUCGUGUAUCUACGUGUGUGUGUGUGUGUGUGUGUAUUUGUGUGUGUGUGUGUCACCAGCUUAGUUUUGCGUGUCCCAUUCAUCUUCGUAGUAGUUAUUGCCUAUCUGCGUAGGCAGGGUUUGCGCUGACCUACUCUGCCAUAUCAGCUCAUCCCUCUUUCUUGUUCCUAGCUUUACCAUUAUGUUUGAAACUACAGUGUUGUUGUCUGUAGUGAAUGUUCAGGUAUCUACAUGUAGUUAGUACAGUCCUGUAUCCCCGUUGCUCUGCCUGAUCACGAACCUUGCCUCCAUCCGCUGGCAUGUUGAUACCAGCGCUUGCUGUGGACGAGAACCGCUAUCUUGAUGACCUAUCUGCGCGUGUGUGUGUGUGUGUGUGUGUGUGUGUGUGUGUGUGUGUUUGUUCCCUUUCGCCUCAUGCUGUUAUUUAUGCUCCAAGCUCAUCUCUGCGGUAAUGUUGUUCACUAUGGACCUCAGGCUAUUAUGUCACCCCUGCCCACGUUCAGCUCAGUAGCGCUUAUGGUUUUGUCACUGACACUUGCAGUUCUAUCCUGUUCGACCCUCUCUCAAAGUGUGUGUGUGUGUGUUUCACAGCCAAUGUGUUGUGUUCUAACUGUUAUGCUAUGCUGUACUACUGGAAGUGUGCAGAAACUUCUUCCAUUUUA
Messenger RNA from Sycon ciliatum, 3923 nucleotides. Its product is annotated as SRSF protein kinase 3-like. Gene Ontology annotation, cellular component: cytoplasm; nucleus. Gene Ontology annotation, biological process: peptidyl-serine phosphorylation; regulation of mRNA processing; spliceosomal complex assembly. Lineage: Eukaryota; Metazoa; Porifera; Calcarea; Leucosolenida; Sycettidae. The coding region runs from base 239 to 2365 and encodes 708 amino acids. Gene Ontology annotation, molecular function: ATP binding; protein serine/threonine kinase activity. The record is from RefSeq and is a predicted model, not a curated record. The transcript is spliced from 20 exons.